AUGAAGGGCCGCCCUCAGAAGGAACCCGAACACCACAUGAAUCAAUUGCGAAUGUGCUCUCAUGAAUCUCGGCCGAGGGGCGGAGCCUAUCAACCACCGGCUCCAGGAGGCGGAGCUCCACGCGGUCCCCGUCUUGAAGAAAUCGGAGGACAAACUGAAGAACAAGAAACUGGAACUCUGGACGAGGAUCCGAAGGAAGACAGAGUUCAGAAGAAACCCGGAAAUGGAUAA
This is a messenger RNA of Caenorhabditis remanei, 231 nucleotides long. RefSeq lists its product as uncharacterized. The coding region runs from base 1 to 231 and encodes 76 amino acids. The record is from RefSeq and is a predicted model, not a curated record. Lineage: Eukaryota; Metazoa; Nematoda; Chromadorea; Rhabditida; Rhabditidae. The transcript is spliced from 2 exons.